Messenger RNA from Lagopus muta (rock ptarmigan), 3580 nucleotides. RefSeq names its product centrosomal protein 131 (gene CEP131). The coding region runs from base 121 to 3420 and encodes 1099 amino acids. NCBI's taxonomy places the organism in Eukaryota, Metazoa, Chordata, Aves, Galliformes, Phasianidae. Gene Ontology annotation, cellular component: centriolar satellite. The record is from RefSeq and is a predicted model, not a curated record. Gene Ontology annotation, biological process: regulation of centrosome duplication; cilium assembly; intraciliary transport involved in cilium assembly. The transcript is spliced from 26 exons.
UGGGGGGCGGGGCGAGGCCUGAGGCCGGCGGGGCGGCAGCACUCGGGCCGGGGGUCCGGCGGGCUGCGGGGUCGCGCGGUCGGGGCCUCCGCGUGGGGCCGUUCCUCGCCCCGCCGCAAGAUGAGGAGCGCCCGGAGCAGCUGCUCGUGCCCGGGCGGCGCCGUGGAGCUGAGCCUUACCGGGAUGCCCGUGCCCGUGACGCGACGGCCCGGCAGCGCCUCGCCCGCCAAGCACGUGGUGCGCUCCGUGUCGGUCGUCGGCGAUGGAAAAACCAAAAGGAACGCGCUGGAGGAUGCAGGAUCCAGGGCCAUCAACAACCUCCGGAGGUCCAACAGCACCACCCAGGUCAACCAGCGGGCGAACAGCACACACAGCUCAGAGCAGACAGGAGACUUCCUGCCCUUCUUUGAGAGCAGUCCUGGUGGAAGAAAAAAGGUGGCGAGCGUGAGCAAAACCUCUCUGGAAAAGAAAACCACGUGGAACAUCCUGGAUGAUCAGCCACGAAUCUUCCCUGCCCCUUCUGGCUCCCGUACUGCUGAGCCUCCAGCAGGCAUGAGGAAAAAGGAAGCCACCGUGCUCCUAGCAGCCAAUUUCACAGCCAACAAUAGGAGCAACAAGGGCGCGAUGGGGAACUGUGUCACCACCAUGGUGCACAAUAACUAUUCCACCACUGACAAGGGCCCUGCACCCAAAAGCUCCAACCAGGCUCCAAGCUCCCUCAACAACGUCAUCAAAGCGACUGCGAACGAGGACAGCGAGAGCAGCAGCUUCAUGAAAUCUCAGAAGAAUUUCUCCAGCAACAAUAUCCUGACCCGCAACAACAACAGCAGCCUGCCCCGGAGGAAGGAGGUGACGGAAGAGGAGGCAGAGAGGUUCAUCCAGCAGGUGAACCUCGCCGCCGUGACCAUCCAGCGCUGGUACCGACGGCACUCGCAGCGGCGCAGGGCGGGAGCAGCGGCUCUGGGGCGCUUGCUGGCUGCCAAGAGGGAGGAAAGGCAGCAGCAGGAGGAGAGGAACGUCCUGGAUUUGCGUGACAGGAAGGAUGAGGAACGCCGGAAGAUCCGAGAGGAGAAGGCACGGCUGGCACGGCGUGCUGCCAUCCAGGAGCUGCAUCAGAAAAGGGCUCAAAAGGCUUCUGACACAAAGCGCUUGGCAGAAGAAGAGCUGGCACAGGUGAAGGAGAGCAGAAGGAUAGCAAAGAAAAAACCUGCCAAGCCUGCUUCUGCACGGAACGGCAGCCCAGCCAGCAGCAUCAUCAAAGCCAACAAUGCCGAUGCCAAUUUCCAUUCUGUAGCUGCAGAGCCAGAAGCAAGCGGCCUCGCAGAGCUCAGCUCCACGCCUUCACAGGAUCAUGGUGUGGAGGACAAGCUGCAGGAUGUGAGCUCCAGAGAGACAGGAGGCGAGGAUCUGGAGACGGUGGUGACUGCUGUCAGCAGGGCUCCGUCCAAGGUGACGCUCAGUGAGCUGCUGGACACGCUGAGGCUGCUGGAGGAAGAACCAGAGCUGCUGCCUCCUCCAAAGCUCUUCAAGAAAGACAAAUACACCUGGGUAGAUGGGGAGCCCGGCUCCAACUCCCUGACUGCUGACAACUUGGAGAAAUUUGGGAAGCUGAACCACUCCCCCGGUGUCCCUGAGGAUGGGGCCCUGCUCUCAGAGGCCAAACUCCAAAGUAUCAUCAGCUUCUUGGAUGAGAUGGAGAAGUCUGAGCAGGAAAGGCCCAGAUCUGCCACCUCAGCCACGCAGCGGGAGGGGCUCCUGUCUGAAGAGGAGCUGGCUCACUUGGAGCAGGCAUCGGCUGUUGCCACGGAGGUCACGAGCUCCAUCAUGAGGCUGAAGCUGGAAGUGGAGGAGAAGAAGCGAGCCAUCAGCCUGCUGCAGACAGCCUUGGCUCAGCAGAGGGAGCUUACUGUCCGGCACGUCAAGCAGACUGAGAAGGAGCUUGGCCACCAGCUCCAGCUGCAGAGGGAGCAGUACGAGGCAGCUAUCCAGAGACAUCUGGCCUUCAUCGACCAGCUCAUAGAUGACAAGAAGGUGCUGAGCGAGAAGUGUGAGACUGUGGUGGCAGAGCUGAAACAAGUGGACCAGAAGUACAGCAAGAAGCUCACUCAGAUGCAGGAGCAGCACGAGCUGGUCUGGCGUGCUUUGGGCCCCUUUUGUGAGGAGAUCAAAAAGCUCAAGGAACUCAUGAGUGCAACGGAGAAGAUCAGGAGGGAAAAGUGGAUUGAUGAGAAAACCAAAAAGAUCAAAGAGAUCACUGUGAAAGGACUGGAGCCAGAGAUCCAGAAGCUGAUCACCAAGCACCGUCAGGACAUUCAGAAGCUGAAGAUGCUGCAUGAGGCCGAGCUGCUGCAAUCAGAUGAGCGGGCAGCACAGCGGUACUGCAGGCAGGCAGAGGAGCUGAGGGGACUGCUGGAGCAGCAGAAGGAGGAGCAGAGCCAGCGGGAGAGGGAGCUGGCCCGGCAGCGGUGUGAGAAGCAGCUGGAGCAGGAGGAACAAGCACUGCAGCAGCAGCGGCGCCGGCUCUACGCAGAGGUGGCCGAGGAGAAGGAGCGGCUCAGCCAGCAGGCAGCCAGGCAGAGAGCAGAGGUGGAGGAGCUGAGGCGGCAGCUGGAGGCGAGCAGCUCGGCUGUCACCGCUGCACUGAAGGAGGAGUAUGCCAGAGAGAAGGAGGAGCAGGAGAGGCGGCAUCAGACAGAAGUGAAGGUGCUGAAAGACCGACUGGAGCUUGAGAAACAGGCCUGGGAGGCCAGCUAUGUGAAGAAGGAGGAAGCCUGGCUGCUCUCCCGGGAGCGGGAGCUUAGGGAGGAGGUGAGGAAGGAGAGGGACAAAGAGAUUGAGUUGGUCAUCCAGCGCCUGGAGGCUGACAUGUCCUCCGCCAAGGAGGAGUGCGAGCGGGCGGCUGAGAACAGGAUCAAGAGGAUCCGGGAUAAGUACGAGGUGGAGCUGCAGGAACUGGAGAGGUCUGAGAGGAAGCUGCAGGAGCGCUGCAACGAGUUGAAGGGGCGGCUGGUGGAACUGGAAGGAGAGAGCAUCCGUCUGCAGGGCCUGCUGAAGCACAAGGAGCAGGAGGUGGAGGAGAUCCGGAAGGUACGGGACCAGCUGUCACAGGAGAGGAGCAGCCUGGCAGAAGUGAUCCGGCAGGAGUUUGCAGACAGGCUGGUGGGCACCGAGGAGGAGAACAAGAGGCUGAAGGCAGAGAUGGCGGAGCUGCGUGCCCGGCAACGCCUGGAGCUGGACAGGGUGGUACGGGAGAAGGAGCGAGAGCUGGAGGAGGUCCACAGGAGGGUGAAGACGGCCGUGGCGAGGAAGGAGGAGAACGUGAGCAGCCUUCGGAAGCAGUACGAGGCUGCAGUGCAGAGAGCCGACCACCUGGAAGCCCUCCUGGAGCAGCAGCGCCGGCAGCUGCUGGCCGCCGAAUAGCCCUGUGGCACCUGGGUGCAUGGGCCCCUACCGUGGGGCUGGGGGUGGCUUCCUUCUUCCCUCCCCUUUUUUUUUUAAUUGGUGCCUCAGUCGGGGGUCCCAGUGGGGCCACGUGGCAGCGUUUGGAUUUCUGGUGGUUGUGUUUUAACAAUAAAAGCUG